Molecule: messenger RNA, 1299 nt
Organism: Rhodofomes roseus
Lineage: Eukaryota; Fungi; Basidiomycota; Agaricomycetes; Polyporales; Fomitopsidaceae
Product: NAD-P-binding protein
Exons: 6
Coding region: 271-1299 (342 amino acids)
Cellular component (GO): intracellular anatomical structure
Molecular function (GO): oxidoreductase activity, acting on NAD(P)H, oxygen as acceptor
Source: RefSeq, a predicted model, not a curated record
CCCCUUCCCUUGUCGGUGUUCUAGACCGCAGCUUAGAGCUUGUUACCCAAUGAUGGUGUUCGCGCUGUGAGAAGAUGCAUGUAUAGUCGAGCCGAAUCCGUUCCGGCGAUAGGUGCAACGUGAGGAGCGGUAUGCCCUCAACGUCACGUAUCCGCUCCCUCGGGCUAGGGGGGUAUAAGAGAGGCGGAACGUGCUCGAAGUUCCUCAUUUACCCUUUUCCCAUACCCCAACAAACCCGUAUACCUCUCAAUUCAUUAGCCGGAGCCCGGGAUGAGCCUCAGCCUGAAUGGGAACGGGAACAGUCGUCGACCCUCUCCUCUUCGACCAGCAUCACACUCGAGCGCAUUCGAAUCCACCAUGGCUGCGAUGGACGAGGGCGUGCACCCAGUCAUCCACACCGGGCGGGUGGCCGUCAUCACUGGGGCGGCGAGCGGGAUCGGACGAGCCGCCGCGCUCGAGCUCGCGAAAGUCGGCAUGAAGAUCGCGAUUGCAGACGUGAAUGAAGAGACUCUGAACAAGGUUGGGGCGGAGGUCACGAAGGUGGUCGGGGAGGGGAACGUGCUCGUGGUGCCGACGGACGUCAGCAAGCUCGAGGACGUCGUCCGGCUCCGCGACAAGGUGUACGAGGCGUGGGGCGAGGUCGCGGUGCUCAUGAACAAUGCCGGCAUAGGCUUGCCGAGCAAGUCUUGGGAGGGGAUUGAUGCCUGGCGCAAGACGUUCGAUGUCAAUGUCUUUGGGUGCGUACCUUGGCUAUCUGCCCAGCUCUUUCACUCACGAUGUCCGAUGGCCGAUAGUGUGCUGAACGUGCAGCAGACGUUCGUGCCAUCCAUAAUCCACCAGGAAAACCCGGCUGUGGUCAUUAACACCGGAUCGAAGCAGGGCAUCACCAAUCCUCCAGGCAACCCUGCGUACAACGCUUCGAAAGCCGCCGUGAAGUCUCUGACGGAAGGACUCGCGUAUGAGCUGCGGAACAGCGUGCCCCCCGCAAACGUGACCGCGCAUCUCUUCGUCCCCGGCUGGACUUGGACAGGUAUGACCGGCGACAAGGGUGAUGCAGAGAAGCCUGCUGGCGCGUGGACUGCUCAGGAGACCGUGCUCUAUAUGCUCGACUACGUCCGCCAAGGCAAGUUUUACAUCCUCGUCCCGGACAACGAGACGCGUCGCGAGAUCGACCAGCUGCGUAUCAUGUGGAGCGCGGGCGACCUCGUCGAGGGCCGCCCUGCGCUCAGCCGGUGGCACAAGGACUACAAGGCGCUCUUCGACGACUACGUCAGAGAGGGUGUUGCUCAGCUGGAGUAA